Bolinopsis microptera is the source of this 1260-nucleotide messenger RNA. RefSeq lists its product as uncharacterized. The transcript is spliced from 2 exons. Lineage: Eukaryota; Metazoa; Ctenophora; Tentaculata; Lobata; Bolinopsidae. The coding region runs from base 141 to 1232 and encodes 363 amino acids. The record is from RefSeq and is a predicted model, not a curated record.
UUCGCCAGCAAUUACAAUUAACAAACCUUUAGGAUUGUAAUCCUUCCUGACUUUAACGUUGCUGAUCUGUAUGGGAGCUGUGUCUACAGCUGCUACCUCAUCUGGAAUCUGCAAUUAAUACAUAAGAUCUAUCAGAGAACAUGGGAAUAUUCGGUGAGAUAAGAAUACCGACCAGCACAAACACAACAGACCUGACCCUGAUACGGGACACCAACAACUACGACAUCUUCCUGAACUACGCCUGUGCUGUACACGGCAUCACAGCCUUCCUCAUCGGACUCACCUUAACCCCUCUCAUCCUCUACUACCACUCUGUCCAACAGCGAAGUCUAGCUGUCAUCCUCUUCCUCUGUAUCAGCUCCCUGGACCUGGCCAGGAGUAUCUACUCUCCCAUAAUCCUGGUCCCUAAACUGUUAUCACGUGAUCUACCUCAUUACUUGGAACUGGACUACAAGGGCUGGGUGGGGUAUGUUAAUAACAUGUUCCCUCUUUUAAUGGAAAUAGAGUUUAUUCUUCUGGUGGCGCUAUGUACAGUGCGAUAUGUAGGAGUCAGGUACCCUCAAAAGAGUCUCCGUCCAAUCUCACUUAUUACAAUUGCUACUGUUGUUCUCCGAGUGCUGUUCUUCUUGGCUGGAGCAAUAUCCAAAUGGGUAUUCAGGCCAUUAUUUAAAGUGAGACACAGCCAACUUGUCUUCUCGAUGAAUGAAAAGUACGCUCUUCGCGUGACGUUAGUCACACUGUACGUUAAAUACAUCAUGAUAGGAUUGGUACUGAUCUACGGGAUGGUGAUUAGCGUGAUGACCAUCAGGUACUUGAACAUCCUCAAGAAAACCACAGCAGCUUCUAAAAUAGCAAGCACUAGAAAUAGGAAGAGCAUCAAUAUCAUCGUUAUCAUGAACACUUUCAGUGGUUUCGUAACCCUGGGAAUCACAAUUCAUGCUGUUAACUUGAUCCUAAAUCCAGUUAAAAGAUACUCAACAGCUGAUAACUUUAUUUCGUAUGGAGUGGUGCAUGGGUUGCCGCUCAGUCAAUCCAUUUUCAACUCAGUUUCUUUUGUCUGCGUGAGUUCCUCUUUUAGGAGAUUUUUGCUGAAAUUGAAAAGGGGGUCUUUGUCAAGGACUAAUUUAGUCAGUAUCUCAGGAACAGUGGAACUAAGUAGCAGAAAACAAAGCCUCCCAACGAGCAGAGUCGAAGGUAACAAAAGGGAACGAAGCUCUGGAACGAAACUGUAGUCACCUAUUCUGAGAAUCAGAAUGAACU